This is a messenger RNA of Anopheles stephensi (Asian malaria mosquito), 1854 nucleotides long. RefSeq lists its product as uncharacterized. The record is from RefSeq and is a predicted model, not a curated record. The transcript has 3 exons. Bases 634 to 1020 code for a protein of 128 amino acids. NCBI's taxonomy places the organism in Eukaryota, Metazoa, Arthropoda, Insecta, Diptera, Culicidae.
CUUUACUCCAGGCUUCAUUAUCCGGCGGCUUCGGAAUGGUUGACCAACAGACCCGAUAUGACACCCGAUCCAUUAGCGCACAUCGAUGGGAGGCUAUGGACAAAUAUCAAUUCAUCACCACCGGGCACCGGGCAUGGUCGCCAGCACUGCAGGAUGAUCAUCCUAACAAGACCCGGCUCGAAACCGGCACAACGUGACGGCGUGAUUCAGCUGUCGGUGAUACCGCCCGGAGAUACUACAUAUAUGCUUGAAUAAAUGUUUGUACUACGCCUCAUCUAUUAAUAAACCAACCGUCCGGGCGCUCGUGCACAGGAUGUCCACGUCCUGUGAGUGACAAGGUCGACCGAUCCCGGCCCACUCCCAGCCAAAUGUGACAGCUGAAACCGCCCCCCACUAGCCAAUAUCGAUCUCCUGCGUUGUAGCCGGAGGGAUAUUGAGUAAUGUCCUGCUGUCUUUGCACGAACAUCGAACACGAGCUAUUCCGCUUUGCCAGAAUCUGGAGGGCAAAAAUCCCGACUCACUUCUUCGGCCACUCCGAUCGUAUGGAUGUGAAGCAAAAACGGAGUAAAGAAGGACAAAAAAAAUCAACAUACAACGUUUGGAUCUCGUUUCGGCUCAGCAAAUACAUUCGACAUGCCUCGUUCCGGCACUGUUCAUCGAUGGAUGUCCAAGGAUAAUGGCAAGCCGCUGGCCAAAUCGCCACAGUACUACCGUGGCCAUCGUAACCGGUGGGACGAAUGUCGCGAACGACACAGCGGACUGUUCGGUGUGGAAUUAUUCCAGUUACGGCUGGUGAUUGAUUGCUGCUUUGCGUCGGUAACGGAGGGCCACACAAAGAACUGGUCCACUGUCCAGUGUCGCAGUUUGCAGUGCUCCUGCAGCAUGGGGAACGGGCCGCUGCCUUCUCUCGGUCUCCUUGGUGUGUUAUCGGGCCGGUGUCCUUACUUUGCCGGCACGAUUCGCCCCGGACGAUGCUCAAUCAAGCUAAUGGGUUCUUCGAUGGGAUUGCGUACAAGAUAAAUUAAUUUACUUUGCUUAGCCAUACGAUAGGGAUAUUACACCCGGCAUUAGAUAGUGUCCGGAUAGUUUAUGCGCCGGGCAUGCCGUAAUUACAAACUCAAUUAUAGCGGACGCAGACGCGAACUGCAUGAACCGCUGCACUAGAUAAAAUGGUCGAAGUCGCUAUUAUCUGUUGCACAAGUGAAUGGCGCUUGUGUGAAUCAUACGCUUUAGUUAUCAAUUUUAUCUAUUGCUUUAUGAAAAGCGUUUUGCUUACAACCAUUAAAAUAAAAUGUCCGCUUUUAAAGGUACUAAAGGAUAACCAAACAGAAUUGGUCAACUUACUAAUAUAAAUUAUUUAACCCUCGUGUAUAUAGUUGUCCGGACAUGCCGAAUUGACAAUACGGUGUCAUAUUUAAACAAGUAAAUAAAUAAACAAAUAAAUAAAUAAAUAAAUAAAUAAAUAAAUAAAUAAAUAAAUAAAUAAAUAAAUAAAUAAAUAAAUAAAAAUAAUAAAAAAAUAAAUUUAAAAUUGUGAUUCAGAAAAUUAAUCAAUACAUCCGAAACACCCUAACAGUCUCUUCUAUUUUUAUUCAUAAAUAAUCCACGACGAGUCUUUCUGUAUAAAGCUCUUGAGCUGUCCCUUAUCGUUCAACUAUCAACAGGAUAUCCGGUACAUCCACUUAGCUCUAUAAAAAUCUCAUCGAAUAGCUUAAUAAUUUAUAGCCUUAAGUCCUUCCUUUCUCAGCUUCUUCAGUCAAGGUCAAAACCUUCCAGGCGCCAGCAGCACCAGAUUAAAUAAUUUGUGCCGCUCAUGAACCGAGAACGGUCAUAAUUUAAAAUUCUGUUUAAAAG